CGGAGCUGCGCAUGCGCAGUGCGGGUGGUUUCGGUUGAGCAUUCUUGGCAACCGUCUCGCUCCGUGAACAGGCAGCCGACCGUCGGCGGCAACGAGUGUUUCCACAACGCCUGGAGAUUUGUUUUAAACGGAAUAGGAGCCGAGCCGAAACACCGCAACAGCGUCGGGAAAGAGGCCAAUACUGAGCCCUUUCUGCACUGUGACUUCAUACCCCACCAACUCUACCUGCAUUCGACACAGGAGGCAGAGCAAGGUCUGCAUGACACUGUGAGGUUUUCACAGAAGAGGACGGCUGCUCCCGACCAUCACUGGCCCUCAAUGGACCAGUGAGAUCUUUUUCCACCCUGCAAGUUAAAGGCAAUGUUUUUGGGAGCUGGAGGCCGUAGCACCGUCAGCAGAGUGUGUGUGGGGCCCCUCCUCUUCCUCUUUCCCAGCACCCCUCCAGACAUGGGAUGCCAGCGUCCUGCCCCGCUGCCCUGAGCUCUCCUGGGGAGCCAUGAACAGCUACAGAGACAGAGGGGUCACCUGCACCUCCACAGACCUCCUGGUUGGAGGAGGGUUGCCCCAGCACACUCCGUUUCGUCACACCCCUAAUGGCCACCUGGCUCUUGGCCCCACAGACCCUUACAUCCAACCACGCGUCUCUGUGCCCAAAAUGGGUGUUAGGGCGCGGAUCGCCGAGUGGCCCCCACGCCGCGCGCAGUCCAGGGAGUCGCUGAUCGAAAAUGGGCAAAUGGGCGGCAUUUACCACGGGGACGACGGCUCCACUUCAAUGUCCUCCUCGGUUUUGUCGCCUGACGUCGGUUUGGUGAGGGGAGGUGUUGCCAGGUUGCCACGACGACGGUCCAAGGAUGUGGAGUUCAGGGGAGGAGGGUUCAGCGUGGAUAGAAGUUUCCCUUUUAGCCUGAGAGUGUUCCCUCCGCUGAGACAGCGCUCGAACAGCGAGGUGACGCUGAGCGAACAGGACGAAAACGAGGUGGAGGUUCGUGGAGGUUGCGGGAUGGGGAACCUGUUCAGAGAGUACGGCAGCACCUCUUCUAUUGACAUCCAGGGCAUCCCUGAGCAGAGUUUCUUCGACAUGCUCAGCCAGUUCCACCAGGAGAGGCCUGACCAGCGCAGCUCGGCACCUGUACGCCUCGGGGAGCUGCUGAGCGUUCAGGACUCGCCGCCGAGCGCGUCCCUCCCCUCCGCCCCAUCGCCCGGUCCGUCAGUCGGGGACGACCGAGGGACGGGGAGGAAGGACGGAGCCGAGAGAGUCAGGAAGAAGAGUGGAGGGACGGAGUCGUCGCUGGGCACCUCCUCUCUGUUCAGGAAACUGAGGAGCUCUAGUCGCGGCGAGCUGGACGGAGGGAAAGGAGAGAACAGCGAGGACGGGGGAGGCCGGGUUCCGGCAGACUAUAAACUGUGGGUGUGCCCCAAGAGCUUUGUCCACUUUGAUGCUCAGAGUAUCCUGUUUGACCUCCACGAGGCGGCGGCUCAGCGGGGUUACGCCGCACAGAGGAGGAACACCGCCACGGGGGCAUCGGCUGCGUCGGUGUCCCUGACCGUCUCCAAAUCCUCGGCUCCGAGCGCUAACGAACCCGUUUACUCCAGCAUAGAGGAUCUGACCCUCAGCCUGGACCCCGGCUCCAUGACGCCCUCUCAGGGCAUGGAGCCGCUGGACGGCCCCGCCGGAGCCCACAACUCGAGCCCGCUGCUCCUCUGCUGCCCCCACUUCCUCAACGAGACCGGAGGCCACGGGGAGCGCAACAUCAGCUUCCUCAGCUCGUCGGCGGAGCGAGACGGCGGAGGAGACGGAACGAGGGGUUGGCUGAGGAGGAGCAACGCCAGCGUCUCGGUGCUCGAGGUUCCUAUCGAACAGCAGGUGACGAGGCUGGACAGGCUGAAGCUGUACGGCAUCGAGCAUGUGGACCUGGGGGCCAGGUACUACAGAGACUACUUCCACGGGAAAGAGCACUCAAACUACUUUGGGACGGACGAUAAGAUGGGAGCCGUGGCCGUGAGCAUCCGCAGGGAGAAGUUGGAAGACACCAAAGACUUGAAAGACCAGUACCAGUACCGCCUCAUCGUCAGGACCAGUGAGCUUGUGACCCUGCGAGGCUCCAUUCUGGAGGAUGCGGUGAUGUCCACGGGGCGGCACGGCACCGUGCGAGGUCUGCCGCUGAAGGAGGUCCUGGAGCAGGUUGUCCCCGAGCUCAGCGUCUCCUGUUUGAGGCUGGCGCUCAACACGCCCAAAGCCACCGAGCAGCUCCUUAAACUGGACGAACAGGGGUUGAGUCAGAAGCACAAGGUGGGUGUUCUGCUGUGCCGUGCGGGCCAAAGCACAGAGGAGGAGAUGUACAACAACGAGGAGGCGUCACCCGCCUUCUCUGCCUUCCUGGAGCUGCUGGGGGAGCAGGUCCUUCUCAAAGGAUUCGACAAAUACGCCGCGCAGCUCGACACAAAAACGGACUCUACGGGCACCCACUCCCUGUACACCACCUACCAGGGCUACGAGGUCAUGUUCCACGUGUCCACCAUGCUGCCGUACAUGCCCAACAACCCACAGCAGCUCCUGAGAAAGAGGCACAUAGGGAACGACAUUGUCACUAUAAUCUUUCAAGAGCCGGGAGCGCUGCCUUUCACUCCGCAGAAUAUCCGCUCGCACUUCCAGCACGUCUUUGUUAUUGUCCGUGUGCACAACCCCUGCUCUGAAGGCACCUGUUACAGUGUCGCUGUGACCAGAAUGAAAGACGUGCCUCCUUUCGGCCCGCCCAUCCCCAGCGGCGUCACUUUCCGUGACCGCGAAACCUUUCGCAACUUCCUUCUCGCCAAAGUCAUCAAUGCAGAAACCGCGGCGCACAAGUCCGAGAAGUUCCACACCAUGGCGACGCGGACGCGGCAGGAGUACCUGCGCGACCUGGCCGAGAACUACGUCAGCAGCACGCCGCUCGACACCGCCGGCAAGCUGAACAACCUCAUCUCCCUCGCAUCCAAGAAGCGGGAGCGCUCCAAGGCGAGGGAGGGAGCCGAGCUGGGCGCCGCGGGGGCCAUCGCCUGGAGGGUCCAGGCCCAGGACUUCAGCGGAGGCGGCACGGAGCUCCCCUGCGCCCUGGGUUUGUCGGCUGAAUACGUCCUCCUCACGGACUGCUCCACCAAAGAGGUGGUGUUCAACUGCUUCUGUGCGGACGUGAUCGGCUGGACGCCGGAGCGGCUCACCCUGAAGAUCUUCUACGGCCGAGGAGACCACAUCGCCGUGCGCGUACCAGAAGGCUGCGCACAGGACAUCAAGGAGAUGGUGCAGAGGUUAAAGUCCCUGACAUUGGGAUGUGAGACGGUGGAUAUGACUCUGAGGAGGAACGGACUGGGUCAACUGGGCUUCCAUGUUCGCCUGGACGGCACAGUGGCCGAGGUGGAGGAAUACGGCUUCGCCUGGCAGGCCGGACUGAGACAGGGCAGUCGGCUGGUGGAGAUCUGCAAGGUGGCCGCGGUGACGCUGACCCACGAGCAGAUGAUCGACCUGCUGAGGACCUCGGUCACGGUCAAAGUCAUCAUCAUUCCUCCGUACGAAGAGGGGGGGCCUCGCAGGGGCUGCACAGAGGAGUAUGAGAUGAAGACCAUGGAACAGAAGCCAGAACCUGAGCCUCUGGCGGCAGGUUAUCGACCCUCCCCUCGCCCGACGUGCCGAUGGGACAGCCCCCCCAUUCCUCCGGGGCUCCACAGUGUUCCCAACCAUCAGCGCUGGGUCCCCAUGGGUCCCCCACCUCCUCCACUGGCUCGCUUACACAAGACCAUGGUUCCCGUUCCCUACAGGGAGCCCCAGCACCUCAACUCAAAGAGGCCUGUGAGCUACCCGGAGAACCACUACAGUAUGUCUCCCGCAGUAGUGCUGCCCUACAGAAACCCUUCUGCCAGCUUCUCCUCGCCUUCCUCGGGCCUGGUAGGCCUCUCCACAAUGGGGCCACCUGGAAUCACACCAGGCCCCUUCAUGCGCUACAAACCUUCCCCCGACAGAUAUGGAGCAGGACAGCGCCCCCUCCUGCCCUAUGAGCCCCAUUUCAGUGUGGACAUCAAUUCCAGUGGAGACUCUUCCUCAGGCUUCACCAGUCAGGAGAGCACCAUGGAGCGCUGCAAAACAGAACCCCUCUGGCACGUCCCUGUGCCGUCGUCCCGAGGGCCGGGUGGUGGAGGGGGACAGAGGAGACCAACCAGACAGGAUGUCCCCGGGAAAGACUCUCCGAACAGACACUCGAAGGGCGAGGCGCAGUACUCCAGCCACUCCAGCAGCAACACGCUGUCCAGUAACGCCUCCAGCGGCCACAGCGACGAGCGCUGGUUCGACGGCGGACCCAUAGGAGAGCGAGGAGUUGGCGGUUGCCUCGGCGACCCGGUGGACCCUGACCCCGACCUUCUCAACAAGGGGGGGUCCAACGACAGCGGAAUCGACGCCUCCACCCACUACAACAACCAUCGCCAGGGCAACAUGUCCAACAGCCAGUCCCACAAGCCAAUGCACUGCUUCGCAGCGUACAGCGGCGUCCAGGAGCUGUCGGUGGGGAGGGGCAGCGGCGGAGAGGGGAGGAGACGAGAGUCUUCGCCAAUCAUGGCAGCUCCGGCAAAUCAGAACAAAGGGUACCGCACCAGGACAUUCCCGCCUCCCGGCUCCAGCGUAGAUAAAAUUGAGGCUUUCAAGCCCAGGGCCUACACACCGCAGGGCUACAAGACACCAACAGCUGAGAGAGCGCGGGCCGUCCGAGCGGCCACGACAACGCCCACCUCAGCCUAUUUGAGCUCCGCCCCUCUGUCAAGCUCGGCUCCCAAGGCCUUCUAUGGGAAGAGCAGACCAAGCGCCUGGCAGAACGACGACAGCAGUCCGUCACCUUCCAACACUACGAGCUCCAGCUCCGACAGCAACAAGAGCAAGAAGCAGGUGGAUGCAAACUCAAAGAACGUGUUUGGGCAACCUCGACUGCGAGCUUCACUGAGGGACCUGCGCUCUCCGAGGCGCACUUACAAAAGCACCAUCGAAGACGACCUGAAGAAACUGAUCAUCAUGGACAACCCGGGAGAGACUCCCCAAAGGGAUCCGUCUCCCAGACGGACCUUGCAGCGCACCUUCUCCGACGAGUCACUGUGCAGCGGGCGCAGGGACGCCAGCUUCGCCAACUCGGAGAACCCGACGGCGGCCACCGACGUCCUGUUCACCUGCACGCUGCCCACGCGCAGACACGCCGUCUCCUCCAACCAAAACCAGAGCAAGAAGGCUGUGCUGCUCUCUUGUCCCUCAGGGCCUUUGUCCGCCUCAGAGCUGUCCCUCACAGAGGUGAGAGACAAAGUCCCUCCGCUGAGGAGGCUCGAUCCCGGGCUCAUGCCUCUUCCCGACACAGCCAGUGGCCUGGAGUGGUCCAGCCUGGUCAGCGCCGCUAAAGCCUAUGAAGGUGAGGAUGGAGACACCUCAGGAUUAGCACAACGAGCAGUUUCCCUCUUCUCGCUGACCGAGCCACCGGCCGGAGGUCCGGACGUGAGACCAGUCGUCAGUCCGGUGCAGUUUCAGACUCCUCAGACGCCGCGGACCACACCGACCUUCAGCGGCGACGAGGUGCCCAGCGACUUGUCCGGUCGGCUUCUCCACCUGGAAGUGAUGUUGAAACGGCUGAACAACGAUCUGGAUAAAGAGAAGAAGGAUAAAGUCAUUCUGCUGGCAGAGAUGGCCAACCUGAGAGAGAACAACCAGCGCCUGCAGGAGGAGAGCCUCACAGCCAGCGAGCAGCUGCGCAAGUUCAGCGGCAUCAUCACAAACGACAAAAAGGAGAGUGACGCACAAAGCUGACUCCAGGAGGGAGUGACACCUGCAGAAGAAGAGAGUACCCAUGAUUCCUUGCACGUGCAGCGGUGGCAGAGGUCACAAUGAUGUCACCUCACUCAGCUUCCGCAGGACCGCCUUAAACUGUGGAGAGAGCAAAAAAAUAAGACGAUUGAUUUUAAAAAUGCAUUGCUCCCUGAAAGUCUCCCCACAGAACAGAGACCCUCCCUCUCUCAUCUCUGCAUCUGUUUAUUUUUAUAGACUGAAGUCAAAAAGUCUUAGAUACUUGUGUCUAUAUAUAGAUAUACGAUAUCCCUUGUUAUCUAUAUACAUAGAUAUACAUACAUAUGCUACUAUGCCAGAGGAGCGAGUAGGAGAGGAAACUGUUUGACAGAACGCUACAUCACCUGGAGAGGCCUAAUACUGUUCCUGAAGCGAAUCAGCCAAAAAAAGACUCAUUACAGACUGCAUCUCCCAGAAUGCACUAGAAGUAAUGGAAGCUCUACAGACAUGGUACUGUAGAUAGAUGCCUGUGUGGUACAAUUCUCAUGUAUCGAUUUGACCUAUAUUGUGCUGAUAUUGUCGUACUAAAGAGGUGUGUGUGUGUGUGUGUGUGUGUGUGUGUGCGUGCGCGUGUGUGCGUGCGCGUGUGUGUUUGUAUAGCUGAUGGUACUCGGAAACAUUACCGCACAACACAGUUUGUGCUCAAGGCAAAAGGCCUUUUACUACGCUGUGAUGUGAGUGUGUGAGAUGGGAUGUGUUUGAGUGAUGAACAAACCAGUUUACUGUAAAACGAACACCUGCGGGGCUCCGUCUUCUUCUGUCCUCCGUUUACAUGGAUGAACCUGUGGCCCUUUAGAUGUGAAAAAACCCAGUGUGAAUGAUGUCAUGCAGCUCAGAGAUGUUAUUAGUAUCACCUCAUCAGAUGUGGUUCAUUGCUCACCUUUUUUCUGCGGGGCCGUAUCAUCUCAGAUCUAAAUGUACCGGACCAUUGUUUUUAACGUUGAGUCUUUAUCACAGAAAAAAGAGCAUUUAAAAGACGUAGGUAAUCCAGUAGUUUGACGGAUUUUCUGUUAAAUAUAGGGUAAAACGAAAAAACUGUUAUUAGCUCAGCAUGAAGACUGGAAACACAGGAACGCGCGUCUAGCAGCACCUCUUAAGCUCACUAAAUGAACAAGUUAUUCCUUGUUUGACUCACAUACUCUACACAUUUAUUGCUUUUCACACUAUUGUUCUGAGAGUCGUAACCUGCGGCGAUUUCAAACUAUUUAUCACAUUUGAUCAAAUACUUGAUAGCUGUUCAAAAUGUCAAACUAUUCAACGUCUAUUUGCAUACUAAUCAAAAUGCAGGUGUAUCGUGUGAAGCUCCUUCAUAACCGAUCCGGUCCGUCUGUGUGCGUGAGAGAGGAUUUUGUGUUCUUUGACAACCGAACACCAAACACUAUUUAUACUGCUAGCUUGCUUAAUGAUAUUGUCUUACUAUAUCUAUUUUUCAUACAGAAAUAACAAGCGUUUCUUUCGGACGUUGGUUCUGAACAUUUUUCCAUGGGUCAGUUUGACUUAUUGCUGAUAAAAUCGUACUGAAUGAUGAGCUUCUCUCGUGAGGUUUCUCCUUCCCUGGUCUGACUGGAACUGUUGAAUUAGAAAUUAGAACUCUCUCAGGAUGCUGUUAAGCGACACUAAGCCCUCAGACGAUGUAAGUCAAAUGUCUCCCUUUAAUAUUUAUGGCUAUAUUUGGACAUUUUAGGUAAAUCUGACCUUUUAAUGGCAAUAUUGAUGUUUCUAAUUAUUGAGGUUCCUUGAAGUCGACUAUAUCUUUAUAUAAAAUGAUAUGCAGGGGAAAGGUGCUUCCUUCUUGCCCACUGCUACUGUCAGAAGUCCUUUUCUUUUACACAAGAGGGAACAAGUUGUAUUUUGACUGCGAGCUGCACAGAAAACUGCCAUGUCCUCAGCCAGCUGUCACAUUAAUGCCAGUAACGCUCAUAAAUGCUCCUUCUACAAAUCCCUCACUCAGAUGCUCCUAAAGAAAAGAAGUCUUAUUUCCGGUUUGGGCAUUUUUUAUUCUUAUGACACUCCUCCCAGGAAGGAAGUCCUUCAUUCACGCAGCUUUGCAGGUGUGGCUGUGAUUUUAGUAGUUUGCUUGUGUAAAAAUGGGUGAGUUGUUUUUUUGUACUGUAUAAUUAAGCUAUUUAUAGCAUACACAGUUGAACAAAUCAAUAUCGCAACAUGGAUAAAGGUAAUAUUGUAUAAUUAGUUUUUUUUUUUUAGAUGUUAAAUAAUUGGAUAAUUUAUUUUUUAACAUUCCCACUGUUGAGAUGUGAGUACUGUGUUUUUAUUUGUAUGCAGUUUUAUUUCUGAUGUGUAGGAUUCAUUUUCUGGCGUCGUGCUUCCUGCACAGGGCAGCGGUGUUUGGGUUGUAAUAACUUGUACAUUUAAGUGUAAAUUAUGUUUCAUUAUUUUAUAAAAUAUAUUAAAACAUUAAACCUG
Molecule: messenger RNA, 8269 nt
Organism: Pungitius pungitius (ninespine stickleback)
Lineage: Eukaryota; Metazoa; Chordata; Actinopteri; Perciformes; Gasterosteidae
Gene: sipa1l3
Product: signal-induced proliferation-associated 1 like 3
Exons: 24
Coding region: 497-5809 (1770 amino acids)
Biological process (GO): regulation of small GTPase mediated signal transduction; establishment of epithelial cell polarity; epithelial cell morphogenesis
Cellular component (GO): plasma membrane; Golgi apparatus; cytoplasm
Molecular function (GO): GTPase activator activity; protein binding
Source: RefSeq, a predicted model, not a curated record